This is a messenger RNA of Sorex fumeus (smoky shrew), 2252 nucleotides long. Its product is annotated as coatomer subunit gamma-2. The annotation marks the transcript as partial. Gene Ontology annotation, cellular component: endoplasmic reticulum-Golgi intermediate compartment; COPI vesicle coat; Golgi membrane. NCBI's taxonomy places the organism in Eukaryota, Metazoa, Chordata, Mammalia, Eulipotyphla, Soricidae. Gene Ontology annotation, molecular function: structural molecule activity. The record is from RefSeq and is a predicted model, not a curated record. The transcript is spliced from 20 exons. Gene Ontology annotation, biological process: intracellular protein transport; organelle transport along microtubule; endoplasmic reticulum to Golgi vesicle-mediated transport.
CUUCCUGCAGCCUCUUCCGCUCGCCGGCUGCGGCGCCUGGGACGGUUGCGGUGGGUCUGGGCGCUGGGAAGUCUUCCAAGAUGAUUAAAAAAUUCGACAAGAAGGACGAGGAGUCUGGUAGUGGCUCCAAUCCCUUUCGGCAUCUGGAGAAGAGCGCUGUCUUGCAGGAGGCUCGUAUAUUCAAUGAAACACCCAUCAAUCCAAGAAGAUGUUUGCAUAUUCUUACGAAGAUUCUUUACCUACUGAACCAGGGUGAAUACUUUGGAACCAUGGAAGCCACAGAAGCCUUCUUUGCCAUGACACGCUUGUUUCAGUCCAAUGAUCAAAUCUUGAGAAGAAUGUGUUACCUUACCAUCAAAGAAAUGGCUAACAUCUCCGAGGAUGUGAUCAUCGUCACAAGCAGCCUAACCAAGGACAUGACUGGGAAAGAAGACGUGUACCGAGGCCCCGCCAUCAGGGCUCUCUGCAGAAUCACUGACGGAACAAUGCUGCAAGCGAUUGAAAGGUACAUGAAACAGGCCAUCGUGGACAAGGUCGCCAGCGUCUCCAGCUCAGCGCUGGUCUCCUCCUUGCACAUGAUGAAGAUAAGCCAUGAUGUGGUUAAACGCUGGGUCAAUGAAGCCCAAGAAGCUGCUUCCAGUGAUAAUAUUAUGGUUCAGUAUCAUGCCCUGGGAGUCCUGUAUCACCUUAAACGGAACGAUCGCCUUGCUGUUACUAAGAUGUUGAAUAAAUUUACUAAAUCCGGUCUCAGAUCACAGUUUGCUUAUUGCAUGCUGAUCCGAAUUGCCAGUCGCUUGCUAAAAGAAAAUGAAGAGGGCCAUGAAAGUCCACUCUUUGACUUUAUUGAGAGCUGCUUGCGAAAUAAGCACGAGAUGGUUAUUUAUGAAGCGGCUUCAGCCAUCAUCCAUCUUCCUAACUGUAGUGCUCGCGAGUUGGCACCUGCUGUUUCCGUUCUUCAGCUUUUCUGCAGCUCUCCAAAGCCAGCUCUGAGAUACGCUGCUGUGAGGACCUUGAACAAGGUGGCAAUGAAGCACCCCUCUGCAGUGACUGCGUGCAAUCUGGACUUAGAAAACUUGAUCACAGACUCCAACAGGAGCAUUGCGACCUUGGCCAUCACCACACUCCUCAAAACGGGAAGCGAGAGCAGCGUGGACAGGCUCAUGAAGCAGAUCUCCUCUUUCGUGUCUGAAAUCUCGGAUGAGUUCAAGGUGGUGGUUGUACAGGCCAUUAGAGCGCUCUGUCAGAAGUACCCCCGGAAACACAGUGUCCUGAUGACUUUCCUCUCCAACAUGCUCCGGGAUGACGGAGGCUUCGAGUACAAGCGCGCCAUCGUGGACUGCAUCAUCAGCAUUGUGGAGGAGAACACCGACAGUAAAGAGGCGGGGCUGGCCCACCUGUGCGAGUUCAUCGAGGACUGUGAGCACACGGUCCUGGCCACGAAGAUCCUGCACCUGCUGGGCAAGGAGGGCCCGCGCACGCCUGUGCCCUCCAAGUACAUCCGCUUCAUCUUCAACAGGGUCGUCCUGGAGAACGAGGCUGUGCGCGCGGCGGCUGUGAGUGCGUUGGCUAAGUUUGGGGCUCAGAAUGAGAGUCUUCUCCCAAGCAUCCUUGUACUCUUACAGAGGUGCAUGAUGGACACGGACGACGAGGUCCGGGACAGAGCGACCUUCUACCUGAACGUGCUGCAGCAGAGGCAGACGGCGCUGAACGCUGCCUACAUCUUCAAUGGCCUGACCGUCUCUGUGCCAGGGAUGGAAAAAGCAUUACACCAGUACACACUGGAGCCUUCAGAAAAGCCCUUUGACAUGAAGUCGAUUCCUCUUGCUAUGACUCCUGUCUUUGAACAGAAAACUGAAAUCACAUUGGUAACUACUAAGCCCGAGAAGUUGGCACCUUCCAGGCAAGACAUUUUCCGAGAGCAACUGGCUGCCAUCCCUGAGUUUACGACUCUUGGGCCCUUGUUCAAGUCCUCCGAGCCCGUACAGCUCACAGAGGCAGAGACCGAGUAUUCUGUGCGUUGUGUCAAGCACAUGUUCACGAAUCACAUUGUGUUCCAGUUCGACUGCACCAACACACUUUACGACCAGCUUCUGGAGAGAGUGACGGUGCAGGUGGAGCCGUCAGAGCCCUACGAGGUGCUGUGCUAUGUGCCCGCCCCCAGCCUCGCUUACAACCAGCCAGGAAUCUGCUACACGCUGCUUCGUCUGCCUGAGGAUGACUCUGCCGCAGGUACUCACCCCGGGCAGGGCAGG